Bursaphelenchus xylophilus (pine wood nematode) is the source of this 1916-nucleotide messenger RNA. NCBI's taxonomy places the organism in Eukaryota, Metazoa, Nematoda, Chromadorea, Rhabditida, Aphelenchoididae. The record is from the annotation of a GenBank genome assembly.
AUGAGACAUCGACUCUGCGGGUCGGCUGGCCUAAUUUUAAUCAUCUACAGUAUUCUCAUGAACUCAGGUAAGAUGACUUUUAUAUUAUGCUUAUGUUAGCAAAUCGUUAAUUUUUUUGAAAAAAUGGCAUUUAUUUUUUUAUGAUGAUUAAUAUUUCGGUAUAAAGUGAGUGUUGAAACUUUUAUGCUUGUUAUGUGUAGUACUAUCGUCGUAUUUUAGUUUUUUCUUCCCAACCCUAUUUAACCGACGAAGAUUUCCAAAGAAGCAUCGGUAAGUCCAAUAUCCUCACACAAAACUUUCUCACAGAUUUCACACCCUCGAAAGUUGAUUUAAUUUCAGAUGAUGACAUAACAUUUUUAUCCGAUGCAGAUUUCAAAAACGCCGAGAAAUACGACCAGUUGUUGGGUAAGCUCUUUUUCCUGAUCACGUAAUGCUCUAUUUAUAGUCGAUAAACAUUCGAACCGCGGUUAUUUGCUCUCUCACCAAAAGUUUUACCAUGGAGAUAUUCGAGGGAAAGCACAGUGGAUCUCGGUAAAAACCUACUUUCACUCUUCUGCCAGUAAAAUCUAUACAAAUCGCUUUACUUUAGUUGUAGAAUAGACCACUAUAGCGGCUUUAACUUGGUUUAUUACCAACAAAACAUGAGAUGUUUCCAGAAAAUGACACAAAAUGGCAAGAAACGGAACGGAGUUACAAACUUUAUAAAGAAAUGGCCAGACGGAAGGAUACCCUACGUUCUGUCAACACAAUACAACGACAGAGAAAGGGCCGUCUUGGCCAAGGCAUUCAAUCAAUAUCACAAACAAACGUGUGUAAGGUUCACACCGAAGGAGCCUUACGAUCGGGAUUACCUUUACAUCGGGAAAAUCGAUGGGUAAGAUAAAUUUGUCGCCAAAAACUUAAUAUCUUUCUAAUUUUUUUAAACACCAACAUCAACUUCAGAUGUUAUUCCGAUGUGGGAAAGGCUGGAGGCAGACAAGAACUCUCAUUAGACGAUGGUUGUAUGCAAUAUGACACAAUUAUUCAUGAAUUAAUGCACUCGGUCGGCUUUUAUCAUGAACACGAGAGAUGGGAUCGGGACCAUUUUAUCUCCAUACUCUGGCAAAACAUCGAUAAAGGUAGUACCACCCACUAACAAUAAUGCCAAAAAAUCAUCUAUUUAUUAUGCACUGAGCAAUUCUAGGUGCAUACGAUCAGUUUGGUCGGGUAGAUCUAACCGAAAGUUCGUAUUACGGCCAAGUUUACGAUUACCGAUCCAUAAUGCACUAUGACAGCAUGGCCUUUACAAAGAAUGGAAAAGAAACUUUAGUUGCCAAGCAGCCAGGAAUGACCAAGGUAAUCGGCAUUGCUCAGGAUUUCAGUCCCACGGAUCUCCUCAAAAUCAAGAAGAUGUAUAUGUGUGGGAACACGGUUCCGGUAAGUGUUCUUUCUCAUCAUUAUUAUCAUUCUAGAGUCACACUUACAAGUAUGUCAAUACAUUCUCUCAAAAGCCUCGUCCUACUUGGCCAGUGUCUCCACUGGCAGUCGCAAAUGAAGUUAGUUACAGUAUGUCUCCAACCACGUCAUCUUUGGUCCCUUUGCCAACAAGUCGGAAUGUGAUGGAGCCUGACGUCCAGCCACGUAAGUAUUAGGCAUUUCCUGUAACCUUUAUCAUCCAUAAUCACCUUUCAGAAUGUGGAGAUCGGAGUACUUUAUGUUGGAGAUGGCUGGAACGAUGUAGAUCGCCAUUUUUCGAGAAAAUUAUGAAGGAAUUUUGUGCCCAAUCCUGUGGCUAUUGCAUUCCUCCAGCUCGCCCUUCCUGGCGUUUCUCCGAGGGUCAUAUCACGCCUAUUGACCGAGGGUACAGUGCUUACAAUAACAACGAUUACUACACUCAACCGCAAACACAACUGCCAUGGUAUCAGGUGGUUGGAUGA